GAUCCAGAUGUGAGCCCCAUCUUUACUCAUUCAAAUAAAAUUUUCAGACACCGUCCAUUCUCCACAGCUGAAAACCUCCCUUAGCUCGACCUCUUCAUCGGUCUCCUAUCCUCCUAUCAUCCCUGUCUCAGUUUUGUUUUUGUUUUGUUCUUUGCCUGGUCCCUCCACCAUGUUACGUGUCAUUGGGUCCCUUGAAAGGUGCUAUAUUACUUCAAUCGACUAUUGUACAUUGAGUCCUUCAUCUCUGGCUUUCAUCAGGGAAAGUUGCUUGUCGUGGCUCAAGCGCCCAGCUCUCUUCAUCAGCAGGCGAGCUGUGUCCAGCCAGCUUUGACCAAAUUCAUAGAUUAGUCUCUGUUUUCUCCUUUCCUCCCUACGAGUUCUGUUUCAGGAACCCCUUUGGAGCCAAAAUACCCCCAACUCUUCCCUACCCCACUCAAAUCGUCCAGGCAGACCGGGGACUGUCCCAACAACAGAUCCUCGCCCAGUUCACACGUGCAGACGUCGCCCUCUCGUCCAGGGACAGAGUGUCCUUCAGACAUUGAAAAUCCCCCUGACUGGAGAUGAAAAUAUUAACGUCAUCUGCAUAAGCAGAGAUUGUAGGGAUGGUUCAAUGCUGGGGCAAAGAGAGAACAAAACACUGUGCACCCUGAUACAACUAACCAACCAAAGACAUAUCACCAAAGCCAAAAGCCCUGAGCGCAUAAAAGCCUGGUGUGUGAGUCAGCAUUACCAAAAUGGUGGCCACCAUAGUUUCUCCAUAACUCCUCUUCCAAAACCAAAGGUCUCCUUGAGUCAUGACGUCUCAAGAGGAGGCUUCUUCCUUCAGGAGGUUUUUUCAGUAUGUGGAGGACAGUGGCCUUCGAACCUAUGACGGUCUGGUGAUCCAAAAUGCUUCAGAUAUUGCCAGAGAGAGCGACCGCAUCCGCAACCAGACUAACUGGGCCUACCUGCAGGAGAAACACCAGAAGAAGAGACGGCAGGAAGAUGCCAUCAAGAGGAUAAGCGAAGAUGUUGCCAUGGCAACAGAAGGGACAUACUCUGGGAAACAUUUCAGGAUGGGAUUCAUGACAAUGCCAGCACCACAGGAUCGUCUGCCCCCUCCCAGUCAGGGCUUCACUGUCCGAUCACAGUCCCUCCACUCAGUGGGGGGCGGAGACGACGACUCCAACCAAAACCCCAAACUACCCCCACCCAAACCCCGGAGAGACCCCAACACCAAACUGAGCGACAGCUCCGAGACCAUGAAUGGCUCUGCACCGGCAAGUAGGAAGGACUCCCACGACACCAGAGAGAUUGUGGAGCAUGCUGAAGCUAAAUGCCACCUUUACAGUGAAGACUUCAAAAAGAUGCCUCCACCUAAACCCAAACGGAACCCAAACACUCAGCUCAGCACCUCUUUUGAUGAAUCUUACAUACGUAGCCAUGGAAACAAGAAAUCGUCAUUGCGUUGGGACAGUUCGUUGUCUCAGAGUCAGAGUCCUGCGUCUCGAGACACGGAUGAUGAGGAACCGGUCUACAUUGAGAUGGUGGGAAACAUCCUGCGAGAGGUUAAAUGUCAGGAAGCUUUGGAUGACGAGCAGAAUGAGUCUGUGUAUGAGGAGAUGAAGUACCCGAUGGAGGACUUCCUGCAGGAGGCCCACUCUGCAUUCAUGGAUCCUGAAGGAUGGUCAUCUCGGGACUCUAUUUUUGACAUUCCUCCACCCUUCCCCAACCUCCUGACCCACCGCCCACCGUUGCUCGUCUUCCCCCCUGCUCCCGCUCAAUGCUCCCCGAAUUCUGAUGAGUCCCCGCUGACCCCUUUAGAAGUCACCCGCCUACCCAUGAUGGAUAACGUCUCAUACAGUAAGUCGGGCGGUGUCGAACAGGCACAGACCUCCAGCCACCACCGGAAAGAAAAAGACCGGCAUCAGGACAGAGAACAAAACAGAGAAAGGGAUCUAACCUCCACCCACACCAUCACUUCCUCUGGCCGCUCGUCUGCACCGCCCCUCCCCUCAAACUUUUAUAAGUCCUCUAAUUCAGCCCACGGUGGUCAUGGUUACCCCCGCAGCCAAUCAGCAUGCCCAUCUCCAGUGAGCAUGGGUCGCUCUCUGACUCCUCUAAGCUUAAAGAGACCGCCACCCUACGACGUUCUGAUGGCAGGAGGAAGCAUGCCUCGCUCCUCCUCUUCAUCUUCCUCCUCCUCCCAAAGGGCAGGGGAAGGCGGGGCCAAACUCAGUAACUCCUCCUCUACCCACGGCUCCAUGCAGAACAUGUCGAUGAGGUCACAAACUCCAACAAGCCCAUUGGAUGAUCUCAACAACAUGUUUACAUCAGGGAGAAAGGUGAUGAAGAAAGGCAGCAGGAAAAGCCGCAACAGUGAAGGAGACUCCAGAUCUCUUCCCAGACAGCAUAGUAAAGACAGAGACGGACAGUCCAGUCCAGUGUCAGGCAGGAUGGGGAGAUCAUCCGUCAGCCCCACCAUGAUGCUGUGUGGAGGAGGAGCAGGAGGAGCAGGUGAGUUAUUGCUCAUAUUAACUGUGAGGAUAAUAACAGGAGGUCAGAGGUCGGGUAGGUUAUUUGUCUGCCUUCACUGACCCUGACCUCAGAGAUAAUACUGAGUUUCUCUGAGUGCGUUCAGAUAAAGGGGCAGAUAUCAGAUAUCAGUCUCUAUUGUAGGAUGAUCCCUUGUAGAACUAAUCAUAUCUUUGAUACAAAACGUGAAAGAAACACAAAGACUCUCUCUCAACAUCAGCUCACACACCUCUGUGAUCUGAUUGGUCAGUGGGCAAAGUUUCAUGCAGUUUGAUUUCUUAUCCUGAACAUAACCUGCUCUGGGGCAGAUCAGGUGUUCAUAGUCUUGAAGACUCUGAGUUAACCCUGAAGUUACCAUGGCAACAGAACCUGAGCUAAGUGUUACCUGUCAGGACGACCACAAUGUUUUUUUCCCCUGCAGAAUCAAAGUCGGCUUGUAAACUCGGCCGAUCAGCUUCAACGUCAGGCGUACCUUCCCCAGGUGGGACGCCACAACGCCAUCAGCAGCUCCACCCCGCCCUCAGCCAGGAUUGAACUUUAACAACGAUCAACUGACUGAACAAUGAAAAGUAAACAAGUAAAUAUUUGAUCAAGUCAAUAUAUUAACAACAAAACUUGAGUAAACAUGUGGGUUUGUAAACAUGUGAUCUUGUAAACAUGUGAUCAUGUAAACAUGUGAUCAUGUAAAUAUGUGAUCAUGUAAACAUGUGAUCUUGUAAACAUGUGAUCAUGUAAACAUGUGAUCAUGUAAAUAUGUGAUCUUGUAAACAUGUGAUCAUGUAAACAUGUGAUCAUGUAAAUAUGUGAUCAUGUAAACAUGUGAUCAUGUAAAUAUGUGAUCUUGCAAACAUGUGAUCGUGUAAACAUGUGAUCGUGCAAACAUGUGAUCAUGUAAACAUGUGAUCAUGUAAACAUGUGAUCAUGUAAAUAUGUGAUCAUGUACACAUGUGAUCAUGUAAAUAUGUGAUCAUGUAAACAUGUGAUCGUGCAAACAUGUGAUCAUGUAAAUAUGUGAUCAUGUAAACAUGUGAUCAUGUAAAUAUGUGAUCAUGUACACAUGUGAUCAUGUAAACAUGUGAUCAUGUAAAUAUGUGAUCAUGUAAACAUGUGAUCAUGUAAAUAUGUGAUCAUGUAUACAUGUGAUCAUGUAUACAUGUGAUUGUGCAAACAUGUGAUCUUGUAAAUAUGUGAUCUUGUAAACAUGUGAUUAUGUAUACAUGUAAUUGUGUAAACAUGUGAUCAUGUAAACACGUAAACAGAGCGUUUCCUUUGACUUGAUUCCUUUUGUAUUUUCUUUUUGAUAUGAUUUGUUUCUAUUUU
Labrus mixtus (cuckoo wrasse) is the source of this 3834-nucleotide messenger RNA. It is a transcript of the gene nyap2a, whose product is annotated as neuronal tyrosine-phosphorylated phosphoinositide-3-kinase adaptor 2a. The record is from RefSeq and is a predicted model, not a curated record. The transcript is spliced from 6 exons. Gene Ontology annotation, biological process: neuron projection morphogenesis; phosphatidylinositol 3-kinase/protein kinase B signal transduction. Bases 795 to 2576 code for a protein of 593 amino acids. Lineage: Eukaryota; Metazoa; Chordata; Actinopteri; Labriformes; Labridae.